AUGAAGUCUGUUUGCCUUGGAAGGAUAGUCAUCGGAUUCUUGAAGAUAAUAAGAGAUAAAGCGGAAAAAAGACUUUUCGCCCAAUACACGAAGACUGCAGAAGAUGGGAAUUUUUCGAAGAAUAUGAUGGUAUUAUUAAAGACUGGCACGAGGAAGGAUGAAAAUGGGAAUUCCUUGAAUGCUUGCCUCGAAAAGGGGACCGAAUUUAAUAGAAAUGCUUCCAAAACUUUUGAUACAAUUCCGGCAAUAUGCAAUUGGUGUUACUGUACUGCCGAUAUAAGGAAAGCUUUCUUACAAAUCAGUUUGUGUAUCAGAGACAGAGACUUUUUGAAAUUCCUGUGGUGGAAAGAUUCAAACAAAACCGAGAUUAUUAUCUACAGACACUGUCGUGUCGUGUUCGGCAUUUCUUCGAGUCCAUUGCUGUUGGGAGCAACGAUUUCUUACCAUUUGGAUAAUGCUCCACAAGAUUUAAGAGGAACGGCACUUAGAUUGAAGAAAUCCUUUUAUGUCGACAAUUGUAUAGCUAGUUUCGAAACUGAAGAAAAAGUAGUCAAGUUCAAAGAAGAGUCCCAAACUCUAAUGUCUUCAGGAGGUUUUGACCUUAGAAGGUGGACUUCUGCACCAUUCAAAGAUAGAAGCAUGACUUCCUAUCAGAAGGUCAUUCCAAUUCUGGGACUCUCAUGGGACACCGAGAAUGAUGAAAUCUAUUGCAAUUUAAACCCUUUGACAUUUUCGGAGAGUGCACACACGAAACGAUCUCUUUUGUCAGUCUCACAGAGGAUAUUCGACCCCAUCGGAUUUACAAGUCCAACCACGUUAAUUCCAAAACUCAUUUUGCAAAAAAUAUGGAAGAUGAAACUUUCCUGGGAUGAAAAUCUUCCACAAAGCAUAGAAAGAGAAUUUCAGGCUUGGCUCAGUAGACUACACUUCUUGAAUUAUUGUAAAAUUUCAAGAAGACUUGUGAUUGGACCCUUCGAUGACUGCUCUAUCUCUCUACAUUGUUGUAGUGAUGCUAGUAAGGUAUCUUAUGCAGCAUGCAUUUUCUUACGUGCAUAUUUUGAGGGCAAAACUUCAGUACAAUUGGUAUUAUGUAAAUCAAGAGUAGCGCCUGCCAAAGAAGUGACUAUUCCUAGAUUAGAGUUGCUUGGAGCACUUAUAGCUACUCGGCUGUAUCGUCAAGUCACUGACGUUCUUAAAUUGACAAAGUGCCAAGUGUACCUUUGGAGUGACUCGUCUGAAGUUCCGACAUGGAUCAAAAAAGACUCCCACUGGAAUGUUUUGGUGACAAAUCAUGUAGCUGAAAUAAGGAGAUGCACAAAUCCGGACGACUGGCAUUAUGUACCAAACUCAAGCAAUCUAGCUGAUCUUUCCUCUAGAGGGUGCGAUGCCAAAAUGUUGUUACAGAGCAGAUGGUGGAAGUGGCCGGAUUGGCUUAAAAAGGAGCCGGAUAAAUAG
Stegodyphus dumicola is the source of this 1455-nucleotide messenger RNA. RefSeq lists its product as uncharacterized. The record is from RefSeq and is a predicted model, not a curated record. NCBI's taxonomy places the organism in Eukaryota, Metazoa, Arthropoda, Arachnida, Araneae, Eresidae.